Molecule: messenger RNA, 783 nt
Organism: Gastrolobium bilobum
Lineage: Eukaryota; Viridiplantae; Streptophyta; Magnoliopsida; Fabales; Fabaceae
Exons: 3
Coding region: 1-783 (260 amino acids)
Source: RefSeq, a predicted model, not a curated record
AUGGAAAAUCAGAAUCAAGAACAACAAGAGGAGCAACAACUCCAACAACACUCAAUGAACCCCGCCACCAACCUCCUCUACCAACCACCGUUCACCACCCCUGUAUGUUCUUCUUGCUUUAACAACAACAUGAAGCGAAGAUCACCCUCAUCCUCUGCCAUUGCCACGCUUGAAGACCCUUCUUAUGGUGGUGGUGGUGCUGCCACCACAGAACACCGAGCAACCAAGAAGGUUUUCCGUGAGCAACAAGACCUCACCACCAACCUCAAUGGUUUCUCUACCAUUUUGUUCCCUCAGAACACAAAGCCAUUAUGCCAUGCAGCCACCACGUUUCAUUCCCCUGAGGACCAUGCAAACGCUGUUACUAGAGCUUCUAGUUUGAGUCCUCUGCCUCCUCAUAGUGUUAAAGGUUAUGUUUGUGAUCCUAAUCCUAAUUCACCUGCUAGAACCUUUUCCCCUUCCUCUCAAUGGGGAACUAAUAAGGGAAUGAUUUUGACCAAGGAAGAAGCUUCUGAUUCAAUGAGAAUGAGAAGAAUGAAGGAAUGUAUGAGAGAGAUGAGAAAAUGGUGGGAUGAAGGAAUGAGGCAUGAGGAUGAAGAAGAUGAACCUGAAGGAGCUGAAGGUGAUAAAGUCCUAUCUAAGGAUAAGUGUGGAGGAGGUGAAGAAGAAGCUGUGAGUCUAGAAUGGGCUGAUAAGUGCCUAAGCAUAUGUUUCAAGUGUCCUUGUAGCAAAGGCUAUCAGAUUCUUCUAUCUGGAAACAACUGUUACUACAAGCUUGUUUAA